Messenger RNA from Plasmodium malariae, 849 nucleotides. Its product is annotated as fam-l protein. Bases 1 to 849 code for a protein of 282 amino acids. NCBI's taxonomy places the organism in Eukaryota, Apicomplexa, Aconoidasida, Haemosporida, Plasmodiidae. The transcript is spliced from 2 exons. The record is from RefSeq and is a predicted model, not a curated record.
AUGAAUUUAUUUUUUUUAAUUAGAAUUGUUUUGUUAAUACAUUCAAACUGGAUGUGUCAUUUUAAGAAAGACGUGAUCCUGUGUAACAAUUAUGUUCCAGAGAACUGCUUCGCUGGCAGAAAAUAUGAUACAAGAAUUUAUAGAUUACUAACGAAAUAUCACAAGAACAAUGAUUCCAACAUCGUAAAGUUAAACGGAGAAAUACCAAAUAAUGGAGUGAGUGAAAGAAAAGAUAUAUCUUAUAAUGAAAAGGGAGCCACCACAUUAAAUGUACAAUCAGAUAUAUUUUCAUCAAAGAAGGGGAGAAAGCAAGCAAAAGCUAUGAAAAAUAAAUCGAAUACAUUUGAAACAAAAAAAUAUUCCUUUUUAGAAAAAAAAAUAUUCAAAGAACUUGAUUAUAUGGAUUUUCUUAAAAGCAACAGAACAAUUACUAACAAGGUUUACAAAAAAAUAACAUGUAAAAAAUACGGCUUGAGGCUUGCUACACCUUUAAUAUUAUUAUUGUUGUUAUUAGUGGUUCUCUUAGUAGAUUUAUCAUUAGGCUUGGCAUCUGGGAAAAGUUUGCUGGAAGUAUCAGGUUUAUGGAAGCCUUUACAAUCAUUGAGCACAGAAACAAAUGGAUGGUUGUAUACAUUUAUAGAAUUCGUAAAGGAAUAUUUACCAUGGUUAUCAAAAAGGGCAGAAUGGGUAGAAGAAACCGGGACUAAUACAUAUGUAAUAGGUAAUACAUUUGGAAUUAUAAUGUAUUUCUUACCUUUUUUUAUAUUAGGUGUCAUACUUAUAUUAUGGAUUAUUUAUUACCAUAAAAAAGUUAAAAAAUUUGAAAAAAUUAAGUUUAGAAAAGGAUAA